Messenger RNA from Colletotrichum destructivum, 2312 nucleotides. RefSeq lists its product as uncharacterized. The record is from RefSeq and is a predicted model, not a curated record. NCBI's taxonomy places the organism in Eukaryota, Fungi, Ascomycota, Sordariomycetes, Glomerellales, Glomerellaceae. The transcript is spliced from 2 exons. Bases 1041 to 1808 code for a protein of 255 amino acids.
CUUUUUUUCUUUUCCUCCCCAUCUUCCUGAGAAGCAAAAGACACCCAUCCCAGUCCCACGGCCCCAAAGACGUUCGUUCCCCUGCCUCGCCUUGAGGGGUCCAAGCUACCUAAUGCUGGACGACAAUGGCAAGGUAACCCUCCCUCCCUUCAAGACAUAAGAAACAUGUACUCCUAGCAUGGACCGGGGCUACGCACCCAAUUCUCCCCGCGAUGAUACAUACAUUUUGUCCUUGGAUGCCAUCACGGAGACCCUCUUCCUGACCCCUGCGCCGCCUUGCGUUCUGGAAAGGAAACGUGCCUUGUCAGACCCGAACAGAAUGCGCCUCGUUCGGAUAUGGAUAGAUGGGGGUGGGUGGUGGGAGGUCGCUUCCAUCUGUCUCCUAGCUGAAGCCCUGGUCUCUCUCUCUUUCUCUCGCUCGCCAUCAUCAGACUCGUUAUAAAGUCUAUCCUCCAGCUCCGUCCCAUGUCUUCUCUCCCGGCCCGUCUCACAACACAAACCUUCUCCGUCUCUUCAACGCCUCGUCUUCGGACUCCUCGACUCGGCCCUUUUGCCUGUUUAUUUCUCAUCAGUCUUCCGAACACACUGCUACCAAGGGAUAUCUCCCACACCUCUUUGUGUGUGUUUAUAUUACUCUUCCAUCUCCCGCCCGCAUUAGCCUCGCUUUCUGUCUCGGUCCAAAAAGAACAAAACCAAAAGCCUAAGCCCGUCUUCUCCACCCCCGUCGUAGCAGCGCGUGUAAGCGCCGUACCUAUCUAUAUUCAGCUCGAAUUACCCACACACCCAGCCCCCAAGACGGCCGCUUCCAACACGGCCCGCCGCAUUACUCCCUUCUAGUCGCUACCUGCCUAUCUCCUCGUGGUCAAUCUUUUCUUAGAUCAAGGAUUCCUCUUUGGGUCUCUUCCUUGCGUACCUCCCUACCUGCCGCUUGGUUGCUAUCGCUAUUGCAUAUAUCUACAUUACCUCCCCGUUCCGCGUCGUUGCUCUCCCAUCCGACACCCCGCCAGAACCAAGUCGAUCACCACCACAAACAGCCCAACAUGCUCGCCAAGACCUUCCUCUUACUGGCCUCCCUGGCUCUCGUCUCGGCCGCCCCCGCAAGGAGACAGGCCGGCUCCGGCUGCAGCUCCAAACCUACCCCGAUCCUCCCCGUCAACGGCAAUGGUGUCGAGCUUCCCCCAGUCGCGGCGGGCCUCGUCCUAAAGCACCUCGCCCUCGGCCACGGCAUCCAAAACUACACCUGCGCCACGACGAACGCCACCGGCGCGACGACCCUUGCCGCCACCGCCACCGGUGCCCUCGCCGCCCUCUACGACGCCGCGCCCCUCUACCCGAACGCCGGCGCCGGAUCCCUCCCCUCCGUCGAGCUCUUCAACGGCCUCACCACCAAUGCCCUCUGGGGCUCCCCGCUGCCCCUCGUCUCUGACGGCACUACCCGCUUCGGCGCCUCCGCCUCCUGCCCCUUCCCCGCCCCAGCAGACCUCGCCCUCCCGAGCAUCGCGCCCCUCAAGCAGAUCGGCGUCCACUUCUUCGACUCCGCCAGCGUGCCCACCUUCGAGGUCGGCGCGGACCUCUUCAAGGGCGGCAAGCUCAACGGCACAAAGGCCCCCUCGGCCGCCGACGUCGGCCCUGAGAAGACGGGCGCCGUCGACUGGCUUCUGCUGGGCGACAAGGGCGCCAGCAGGGGCGUCACCGCCGUUUACCGCGUCGUCACUGCCGGCGGCGUCGCUCACCAGUGCACCACCGUCGGCGCCACCGACAGCGUGCCCUACGCGGCCUACUACUGGUUCUUCGGCCCCAGCGCCUGAGUGAGAAUCAUACCGUCCGUCCCUUCAGUCUCUCCUGUUUGGGAGAGCGUUCUCCUUUCUUUGGCGCUCAAAAUAAAUCGGGUUUCAAACGGAGUUAGAUGGUAGUAGUCAGUCAGUUAGUGGCGCAUGUGGCAAGGGUGGGCGGACUCUUAUUUCGUCAAGGCAUUUCAUUUCAAUCAGCUUCCUUUCAUACCACUCUUUCACAAGACUUUGGAUAUACCCCGGGCGCGCAUCAGACGGGUCGAUGGGAGAUGUAAUACGGAGGUUGGGUCGGCGCAUCGUACCGUCUUGAGACGUAGAUGAGGAGAUGGCGAUCUCCCUCCCCUCUCUCCCCUACCCGUUUUUUCCCACAUGUAUUUACUGGGCGUUUUUUUCUCACUCUUUCUACUUUCAACGGUACAUAUGCCGUGGAGUCGGCGAAAAGAAAGUUGGGUUUGUUCAUCACCGCGAGUUGUGUCCUCCCUCCUCCCGUGUACAAUGUUCGCUGUGAACAUGUUCCAGCCC